GAUCGCGAGGAGCCGGGUAUUAAAGGAAAAGAGGGACAUAGAUGUACCUCACUGUAUUUCGGGCUCUUACGAUGACGGGUAACGCGUUAGUUUCCCGGGAGCCCUUGCUAUUGGGGUUGUUAUGCUUGCUUAUUGCAGCGCCCAGCCUCUGUCAGGAUAAAGAAUGUAACCAAUCGCUGGGUCUGGAAUCAGGAGAUGUAAAGAAAGAGCAGCUGAAGUCCUCGCCCAUCCGGGCGGGCCUAGAUGUAGAGUACGGGCGGUACAAUUGCUGUGUGGACAAACCUUUCGCCGCCUGGUGUCCGUCCAACUUGACGGUGGAGAACUGGUACGAGGUGUCGUUUGAUGGCCCCCAUAACGUCACCGGACUCCGGGUGCAGGUGCCCGUAAAUAAUGUCUCCACCCACGAUCCCUACCUCACGGAAUUCUCUGUCUUCCUGGAGCACGCAUCGGACAAGCUGGGUAGUUUGCGACUGUUCCAGCACCCUGGGAAUGACUCAAUUUUCCAAACAAGUCUCGUUGACAACGAGACAGAGUUCCAAUGGCCUGGGCAGCUGGUAAGAAGAAUCAGAAUAGUGGUCAGAAAUUACACGACCGAGCCUUGCUUCAGACUGGAGGUCCUCGGGUGUCCAAUAGAUGCUAUAACGGAAAAUGUUGUCCCAGUUAAGAUUCAGCCUCCCAAGCUGCGGUUCAUGUACGUGGAUAUGUCUUCCAUGUCUAUGGAGUGUAUGGUACAGGACAAGAAGGUGUACGGCGUUCGUUACUGGGUGACCUGGACUGUUAACGGUCAGCAAAGGGACAGAUCUUUAAUGAGGACCGGCCUAUACAGCUCUGUGCUAAAGCUUUCAUCCCAAGAUUUCAAUUCAUUAAGUUCAAAGAUUGAGUGUUCUGUUGAGGCUUGCUAUGCCGCAGACUGCAACAACAUCACAAGUAGUAGAGUCACCAGCCCAGCUUUCAGACCAGAAGUCAUGGUAACCAGCAGAAAGUCUUUGGCGGUCAAGGAAGGUGGUCCCUCCCAGGAGAUCAAGAUACAGGCCACUGUUCCCCCCGUACUGUUCUGUCUGGCCGCUGGCAAGGAGGGUGACUGUACGGUAGCUGUCAAGGCCAGCACUGAGUCAUUGGAGAGAAGCCCGCCGACUUGUUCACAAGGAUUGGAGCCAUCCCAGGUUGUGUUCCCAGAGAAGGAAGGCUCAACAGAUUCCUGUAAUGUCAAACUGACCGAAGCAAACUGGAGAAGUGAAAUCAGUAUCCCGAUCCAGGCAGCACAGGAUGGCGUCAUUGACGGAAAUCAGCGGGUGCAAGUGUCACUGACAAACAGGAUCGAUACCGUCACUGACAUCAACACUGUCAAAACUGUCGAGGUUUGUGUGUACAUCUGUACUCUCAUUGCUGAAUUUUUAGUGACUAGCUGA
Messenger RNA from Magallana angulata, 1409 nucleotides. RefSeq lists its product as uncharacterized. The transcript has 8 exons. The record is from RefSeq and is a predicted model, not a curated record. NCBI's taxonomy places the organism in Eukaryota, Metazoa, Mollusca, Bivalvia, Ostreida, Ostreidae. Bases 42 to 1409 code for a protein of 455 amino acids.